AUGUGUUUGGGUUUUUUCCAGGGCUCCUCUCGAUCUGUCGUGAAUAUGGAGUGGGAUAAAAUUUGGUCUUUUAACAAAAAGGUUAUAGACCCAGUAGCACCUCGGUACACUGCUUUACUGAAAGAUGCAGUGGUCCCAGUAAAUAUUCCUGAAGCUCAAGAGGAGAUGAAAGAAGUGGCUAAACAUCCAAAGAAUGCUGAUGUUGGGUUGAAACCUGUGUGGUAUGGCUUCAGAGUCCUGAUUGAGGGCGCGGAUGCAGAGACCCUGGCAGAAGGAGAGGUGGUUACAUUCAUAAAUUGGGGCAAUAUCAUCAUCACCAAAUUAAACAGAAAUUCAAGUGGAAAAAUUGUGUCCAUUGAUGCCAAGUUGAACUUAGAGAAUAAGGACUUCAAAAAAACAACUAAGAUCACUUGGUUAGCAGAAACUCCACGUGCACCACUCAUCCCAACUGUCUGUGUUAAUUAUGAACAUCUGAUCACUAAGCCAGUUCUAGGUAAAGAUGAAGAUUUCAAGCAAUAUAUCAACCGAAAUAGCAAGCAAGAAGAACUGAUGUUAGGUGAUCCUUGCCUUAGGGACUUAAAAAAAGGGGACAUCAUACAACUUCAGAGGAGAGGAUUCUUUAUUUGUGAUCAACCCUAUGAGCCAGUGAGUCCUUACAGCUGUAGAGAUGCCCCGUGCAUUUUGAUUUACAUUCCUGAUGGACACACUAAGGAAAUGCCAACAUCUGGGUCAAAAGAAAAGGCUAAAGCUGAAACUGCAAAGAAAGAGGCUAGUUCAGCUGUAAAAGGAAAAUCUGCUCCACUUGUUGGUGAUAACUCUACUCCAACCUGUACUGUAUCUGAAGAUCACCUGGUCAUUUACAACAGAGUGUCUGCACAGGGUGAUAUAGUUCGUGACUUGAAAGCUAAGAAGGCAUCAAAGGAAGAUAUUGAUAAAGCUGUGAAACAAUUGCUGGCCUUGAAAGCGGAAUACAAAGAGAAGACAGGCCAGGAGUAUAAGCCUGGAAAUCCUCCAGUAUCUGUGACUGAACAGUCUUCAAAGCUUGAGACCUCUGGUACUCUGGACAGUAAAGCUCUGUAUGAUAAAGUGGCAGACCAAGGAGAAGUGGUCCGAAAACUGAAAGCUGAGAAAGCACCUAAGGAUGAGAUAGGUGCUGCUGUGGAAGUCCUUUUAUCCCUAAAGGCAGAAUACAAACAACAGACAGGCCAGGAGUACAAACCCAGAAGCCCACCUGUGGUCUCUGUCCCUCCUCAGUCUUCUCCUGUUUCUACUCUUCCAUCCCCAUGUCCAGUAGACAGCAAAUCUCUGUACAACAAAGUAGCUGAACAAGGCGAUGUGGUCCGCAAACUUAAAUCGGAGAAAGCUUCAAAGGAACAAGUAGAUGAGGCUGUGAAAAUUCUUUUAAAUCUAAAAGCAGAAUAUAAGCAAAAGACAGGCCAAGAGUACAAGCCUGGAAAUCCACCUUCAGCUCCUCCUUGUAUACCUUCUACUACACUUCCAUCUUCUGUAUGCUGCAGUAACUUGGCACCUUGUAGUUUAGUGGAUGGCAAAGCACUUUACGAUAAUGUAGCUGAACAAGGGGAAGUGGUACGCAGACUCAAAGCAGAGAAAGCUUCCAAGGAUGAAAUAGAUGAAGCAGUAAAACUCCUUCUUUCUCUAAAAGCUGACUACAAGGAAAAGACUGGCCAGGACUACAAGCCAGGACAGCCACCAGUAGCUGGUUCUUCGCCCCAAACAUCAAACACGGUACCCAGUGGUCCAGACACACCCGAAGCUAAAGCCCUGUUUAGCAAAGUAGCUCUUCAAGGAGAUGAAGUUAGGAAGUUGAAAUCAGAAAAAGCAGAAAAGGAAAAGAUAGAUGCAGCUGUUAAGGAACUUCUUCAGUUGAAGGCCCAGUAUAAGUCUGUUGCAGGAGUUGACUAUAAACCAGUUUCUACUAGUGGCACUGAUGACAAAGACAAGAAGAAGAAAGAGAAAGAGAACAAGUCUGAAAAGCAGAGUAAACUACAGAAGCAAACUGAGGGCCCCAGAAAAGAACCUUUGCAAGGACAGACUGGUAAUGAGCUCUCCUCAAAUGGAUCAGGAGAGGGUCAAGGCCCUAAGAAACAAACCAGGCUGGGUCUAGAAGCUAAAAAAGAAGAAAAUCUUGCAGACUGGUUCUCUCAGGUGAUCACAAAAUCAGAGAUGAUUGAAUACUACGAUGUGAGUGGCUGUUACGUUCUUCGUCCUUGGGCUUAUGCUAUUUGGGAAGCUAUCAAGAACUUCUUCGAUGCAGAGAUCAAGAAACUUGGAGUGGAAAACUGUUACUUCCCCAUGUUUGUGUCCCAGGCUGCCCUAGAGAAAGAGAAGACUCAUAUUGCUGACUUUGCUCCUGAGGUUGCUUGGGUCACAAGAUCUGGGAAAACAGAUCUGGCUGAACCAAUUGCUGUACGCCCCACAAGUGAAACAGUCAUGUAUCCUGCCUAUGCAAAGUGGGUGCAGUCACACAGGGAUCUUCCUAUCAAGCUGAACCAGUGGUGCAAUGUUGUGCGUUGGGAGUUCAAACAUCCCCAGCCUUUCCUUCGCACUCGUGAAUUCCUUUGGCAAGAGGGUCACACAGCAUUUGCAACAUAUGAAGAAGCAGCAGAGGAGGUGAUGCAGAUACUGAAUCUGUAUGCUCAAGUGUAUGAAGAUCUCCUAGCAAUACCCGUUGUGAAAGGAAGGAAGACAGAGAAGGAGAAAUUUGCUGGAGGUGAUUAUACAACAACUGUAGAGGCAUUUAUAUCUGCCAGUGGAAGAGCUAUCCAGGGUGCAACGUCACAUCACCUAGGGCAGAAUUUCUCAAAGAUGUUUGAAAUUGUGUUUGAAGAUCCCAGGAAACCAGGAGAAAAACAGUUUGCAUAUCAGAAUUCCUGGGGCAUUACAACUCGAACUAUUGGUGUGAUGACAAUGAUUCAUGGAGAUAACAUGGGAUUGGUGCUUCCACCUCGAGUAGCCUGUGUUCAGGUUGUAAUUAUUCCCUGUGGUAUCACAAAUUCCCUUUCUGAAGAGGACAAAGAGGCUUUAUUGAAGAAAUGUAAUGAAUAUCGUAAUAGACUGCUUAGUGUUAAUAUCCGUGUACGGGCUGAUUUAAGAGACAACUAUUCACCUGGCUGGAAGUUUAAUCACUGGGAACUUAAGGGUGUUCCAGUCAGGGUUGAAGUGGGACCACGAGACAUGAAGAGCCAACAGUUUGUAGCUGUUAGAAGAGACACAGGACAGAAGCUGACCUUUUCUGAACAUGAGGCAGAAGAUAGACUGAAGCAGAUUUUGGAGGAGAUCCAUGCUAACCUUUACAACAGAGCUUAUGAGGACCUAAAAAGUCAUAUGGUGGUGGCCAAUACUAUGGAGGACUUCCAAAAAGAGCUUGAUUCAGGAAAGAUUGUACAAAUCCCGUUUUGUGGGGAAAUUGAAUGCGAGGAUUGGAUCAAGAAGACCACUGCCAGGGAUCAAGAUCUUGAGCCUGGUGCCCCCUCCAUGGGAGCUAAAAGUCUCUGCAUACCUUUUCAGCCUCUCUGUGAACUACAAGGUGGGACAAGAUGUGUCUGCGGCAAAAACCCUGCCAAGUUUUACACCCUAUUUGGUCGUAGUUACUAAAUUACUAGCGAAAGCACCUUCUCCUUUAUCUGUGAAUUGAACUUUUUUUAAUAAGACUGAAAUAGCCCCCAAACUUAAUCAGUUUUGCGUCUUUUAAAUUAUUCAAAAAACAAAGCCAUAAACCAUAUUCCCCCCCCAAUUGUCAGUCUUAGGCUAGCAGUAAUUCAGACUUUUCUGUAAACAUCUCUAAUAAUAAACAUGUAUUGUGAGCUGUAA
Molecule: messenger RNA, 3831 nt
Organism: Pterocles gutturalis (yellow-throated sandgrouse)
Lineage: Eukaryota; Metazoa; Chordata; Aves; Pterocliformes; Pteroclidae
Product: bifunctional glutamate/proline--tRNA ligase-like
Exons: 23
Coding region: 1-3615 (1204 amino acids)
Biological process (GO): translation; prolyl-tRNA aminoacylation
Cellular component (GO): aminoacyl-tRNA synthetase multienzyme complex; cytoplasm
Molecular function (GO): proline-tRNA ligase activity; ATP binding
Source: RefSeq, a predicted model, not a curated record